GUUGUUGUUGUAAUUAUAAAUUAGUUUUAAUUAUAGUAAGGAUAAGUAUGCCUUCUUUAUUCAUUAAUUUAUAUUUUAUUAUUAAUUUAAUCAAUAUCUUUUGUAUAUAACUUUGAUCUUUGAUUGGAUUUUUGAAAUUUUGAAUAAUUCAGAUAGCCUAUGUUUUGGCAUUAUAUAAUUUUGUCUGUGGAUUUAACAAUUUGUUUUUUGAGGUUUUGGCAUCAUCAACUUGAGGAUUUGUUGGUUUUGUUAUCAUUUUUUUAUUUUUUUUUUCUUUCAAUUUUCUUUUAAUUUAAUUAAUCCAUUGUAUACUGAGUGUCAAAGUUAAGAUAAUAGUUUAUUGUGAUAAUAUUUUGACUUGUGUUUUUUUGGCUAUUCAAUAUAAUUGUUUUGUGCAUCGUGUAUGGCCGUAUGGGUGUCAAUAUCAGUUGGUGGGUCGGGUUCAAAUCUAACUUGAUGUUGACUCGAUCCAAGCUUGUCUAUUUAUCAUAUUGGUCAAAAUGUUUUACAAGAACGCGAUUCAAAUCGAACCAGCCUAAUCCAAAUCUAACCCAUUUGACUUGUUUAUUACAUGAAUUUUGUAAUUUUUUUAGAUCAACGUGAUAUGUUUAUCUCAAAUAUAACGUGUUUAACCCGGAAACAACCAAUUUAAUCUUAACAUGAUUCAUUUGACCUAAAUCCAAAUGACAAUUGGGUUGAUUUGAGAUAAUUUUGGGUUUUGGGUCAACCUGAAUCUGGCUCGUUACAUCAUAAUCUUCUAUCCCCUUUAAAAAAAAAAAAUCCACACAAUAACAAUUUUUUCUUUCUGCAAUCACCCAAAUGAGCCCUUCAGUAAUGUCCAAAUAAAAAUUAAAUAACUUUAGGACUUCUUUGGAUGUUAAAAAGGUGAAAAGAAUGUUUUAUAUAUAUCAUAUCUAUGGUUUCAUAGCAUGUCAAAGCCUUUAAUUUGCAUAAUUUUUAUUCACUUCAGCCAAACACACCUCGAGAAUCCCAUUAUGUGCUGGAACAUGUAAAUCUGUUCUUAGAUGCUCCUGAAAGUGGCAGUUCUGACGUUUUAUUGUGGGGGGGAGUGUGAAUUUGAAAGAAAUAAAUAAUUUUCUUCUACUUUCAAACUACAAACAUAAUCCCUUACAUCGUUUUCUGUGUGUUUCAAAAUAUACUCUUUAGUUUCCAUAGCCACUUAACAGCCAUAUGAAAACUUUCUUAGAAAGGCCUCUUACCGAUUGCAUAUUUGCAUACCCCACAAGCGCUCAUCCGAAAAGGAUUAGACUCUUUAUUUUAUUAUGUGAAAUUAUUCUUAUCUUAACCAAGCUGUUAAUUUUGAGUAAUUGACACAUGAUCGAUGGAUGGGAAGGUGAAAGCGGAAGAAAAUAGAUGAUUAUAAAUCAGAAAUAGCAAUAGGCAACCAGAAAAAUGUUGCAAACCAUUCUUAUUCACAUUUUAUUGGGUAUUCAAGAUUUGUGGCAGGCUAAUUAUCAUUGGAUGAAGUAUACUUAAUAGUAAUUAUGCCAUUAAGUUAUUAAAAAUAGAUAAAAUAAAGUAGUAAAUAGAAUGUUAAAAUUCUGGCGGCUUUCUUAGUUGGAUUGCAACAGAAUUCUAUUGCAUUGUUUCUCUUCUCCGGAAGAAUUUUGGGCACAAAGUUUGGUGACGUCUGUGACUCCAUUAUCCGGCAAGUGCUAAAGUGUAGAUGUUUAGGGUGUUGAAAGCAGGAGAGAUGUUCGAUUCAGGUGGAAGGGUAAUGAUCUAAGCGUUAUCAUUGAUCUGUUUGGCUAUUGAGAAGAGUCCUCAUUUCCGGGGCUUCUGCUUCAAAAAUUGUUACUGCAAGAAAAUUGUUGUUUAUGAAGGUAGGCUCUAGUGAAAAUCUGCCUGUUUCGUAGAGAGCUUGUUUUUGAAGUUGGUGGCCAUGUCUGCAAUUAGUUUACUCUGACUUUUGGGUGAAUCCAUAGUAUGAUUAGGGACUUUGGUGCUUAUUAUGCUGAAAGGCGGCGUUCCUUGAUGCGGAGCAUUUUAGUUAUAGUAUUCCUUAUGAGUAGUUUAUUUAAGUUUGUUCUUACUAGUUUUUAGAAUGUUCUUAAAAAUGCUUCUUAGGACUAGCUUAGUAAUAGUUUCUAGAAUAUUCCUAUUAGCCUUAGCAAAUUAUUGUAGUAAGAAGGAUAUGAUGAAUAUUAUUCUCUUUUGAAGCUUAGUUCUUGUCUUUGUUCCCUUGGAUUGGGAAUUCCCUUCAAGCAGGUCCGAUUCUUCCGAUGAUCACCACAUCAUUUAUGUUGACUGAAUUGUCAUAGAAUUAGAUGUAAAUUAAGCUCAUUCAUGAACUCCAUCCCAUUAUUUGGAAUAAUCAUCGAUGAGAAAACGAAUUUCUUCGAUCAAUUGCUACCCGCGAGAAGUUUUGGUAAUGCACAAUUGAUUCCCUUUAUAUACAUGCCAUGCUUUAUGUAGUAGUCUUGUGUAGGUAAUUGAUUAGUGCAUUGCACUCUAUUGUUAGAGAAAUUGCUAUCCAUGGCAUAUAUCUCCUGAAAUUCUUUCAUGCCUAUGUAACAAGGCAAGUUGACUUAACAUUUAUACUAAGGGCGUCAGCCACAUGUAAAAAAUAGGAGCAGAGCAUAAAUUAUCCUUUAUUUCAUCAAAACAUUCCUAUUUGGAAAUGUUCCAGUUGAAGCUUUUCUUCGUCAAGUAGUCCGAAUCAGAGAAAUGAGUGCUGUCGAAGUACCUGUUCAUCGUCAGAGAUGAGAAUUUCAGUUUAGGGUUGGCAUAGAAAUUCCUUUGUGGUCUCCUUACAGUUCAAUUCACCGUCUUAGUUCCUCCUUGGACUGGUAUGGUAGCCACCUUCAUCGGAGGGAAGAUGUCAUAGCUUUUGAUGUUAUGAAGUUCCUGUCAUACCUUUAUCAUGAAUUGUUGGAAUUCCAACAACGGUUUGUGUGCCGAUUGAGCUUUUCAGAAUGAAAGACAUCAAUCCGAAAACGAGUUGGAUUCAUGCUGACCCAUUUCCAAUUUCACGUCUAGUUCCGGUCAACCCGAAAACACGAAAUCAAUCCGAAAUUGACAUGCAUCCGAAUCGCAGUUUGCUCGCCUACUGAUUGCCUGCUCCGUCGAGCUCGCCGCCCAUCAUGUUCGCGCUUGCAUGAUCGCAAUUGCUUGCACUCGCAUCGUCGCAAGGUCACACCCACUCGCCUCGCACUUGUUUUUGCCUCGACCUCUGGUGCUUGUUUCGGCCAAUUUGGUUAGCGUGUUGGGUCAGGUUGACCCAGGUUUAGGGUGGGUCGGGUCUGGGUUUAGAUUUCGGACAAGUUUGUGUAAUCUUGGGUCAAAUUUGGGUCGGAUCAAUUGAGGGUGGGUUAGUUUUGGAUUGGAUUUGAACACAACUCAAAUAUUCAUUUUGACACCCCCUAUCUUUAAGUCGUGGCUGGCCUAUAAGAACUAAUCAUUAUUAGACUAAGCAUAAUUAACAUUAAUUAUGCAAUCAAGCUGCUAAAACAGAGAAAUAGAAACACAAAAGAGAGUAAAUAGUUUAGCUGCUUUCUUAUUUGGUGUGCGGGAAAAUCACAAACCAGUAAUAAUUAUGAUUUAUUUAAAAAAAAAAAUUAAUCCAAAGUCUUUAAAGAUUGCUCCAACUAAAAUAGUAUAUUUGUAUAUAAAUCGGUUUACUUUUGGAAUUAUAUAUUAGUAGUGUAACUUAGUCAAGCAAACUAAUGAGUCAUACAGAGCUCACCUGAGUCGAACCAAUGAGCUGAUAAAUCAAAAUUAAGAUAUUCUUGAUUCAACUCAUUAACUUCUUGUGAAGUGAUUAGUUUAAAAAAUGUAAAUAUAAAUAUACUUAAAUAUAUUAGAGUUGAAAAUUUUGCGUAUAAAAUUAUUGCUUAUUUAAAACUUAUAUUUUUUUCUUUAUUUUAAGCAUUUUUUAAAUUAUUUUCCUCUAAUUCCUCAUUAAUUUUGUUACAAUAGCUUGAUUUUUUUUUUUUUUUUAAUAAAGGAGUCAACUCGCCGGUUUAAACUCGUAGAACACUUAUUUAAUCUCUCAUGGAUUAGCCAGACAAUGAUGGUGUGGAAUAAUAAUUUGAUUAUAAUGAUUAAAUGAUGAUGGAUAUAUUAAAAAGCUGAUGAUAAUAAGAUGGUAAAUUUAAAAUUUUUAAUUCAAAUUUAUGUUAGUACUGAAAUCAAAAUAACAGCGACACAGCCUCAAUUCAAUAACAGAUUUUUUAUUUUUUUAAUAAUAAUAAAUUAUAAAUUAAAAAUAUGUGAUUUAAAAUUUAAUUUUAAAUAAACAAUUUUCUCCGCUAGAGCAACACUAAUUACACUGAUUGAUGACGGGGAGCAGCAAACGACAUGUAAUUCGCAUCCGACCCACCCCCGUAAACUGUUUAGCAAACUGCCAAAUCCCUAAAGGCUAAAGCUUCAAAAGUCAAAAACAAUUAAAUUAUAAUCUUUAAUCGAAAAAGAAAAUCGACAAGUUAAAUGGGUUUCCAGUAUCAUCCGCCACUAACCACACUACGCCCAGCCAGGCAAUGCCUUUCCACGUGACCAUACUCUUCCUCUGCCUUGAUUGCAGUUAUUAUUCGCAUUUCCCCCUUCUCACUCACCGCGCCGCGCCCAAACUUCUCUCGUCUUUCUCCUCUUCGCUCUUUUUUAUGUUUCCAAUUCCCUUCCUACAAUGCCGUGGCUACUUCUCCUGUUUUUCGCUCUGCCGUUGCCGGCGACCAAAGCCGCUUUUGACUCCCGUACGCUUCUCAGUGCCAAGGCAGCCGAUCUAGCCGACCCCGUCGGCCACCUCGACGAUUGGUCCCCUUCCACCUCCCCCUGCAACUGGACCGGCAUUACGUGCAACGCCGGCGGAAAAGUCAUCGCCGUCGUGCUCGAAGGGCUUGGCAUCUCCGGUAGCUUCCCCGCCUCCUUUUGCCGUAUCCACACCCUCCGCCGCUUAAUUCUCGGCGGCAACUUCCUCAACGGCUCUCUCCUCCCUUUUUCCUUCUCCCUCUGCUCUCGUCUCCACCAUCUCGACCUCUCCUCCAACUGUUUUGUUGGCUUCCUGCCCGAGACGGCCGCGGUGUUCCCGGAGCUCAUUCAUCUGGAUCUUUCACAAAAUAACUUCUCCGGUCCAAUACUCCCUGGAUUCGGCAGUAGUUUUCCAGCGCUCCGGGUGCUCGAUCUCUAUGGAAACCUUCUAUCGGGAACGAUACCACGCUUUCUCGCCAAUCUUACUGAGCUCACCCACUUCAAUCUUGCACUAAAUCCGUUCUCCCCUGCUCCGCUACCGCCGGAGAUCGGGAAUCUUACCAAGCUGGAAGCCCUCUGGCUCACAUUCUGUAACCUCGCAGACCAAAUUCCACAGUCGAUUGGAAAUCUAGCUAAGCUGCGGAACCUUGAUCUCUCCCACAAUGCGCUUACAGGGACGAUUCCUGAGAGUAUCGGACGGCUUGCAAGCAUCAACCAAAUAGAGUUAUAUGAAAACCAACUCUCCGGUGACCUUCCAGAGAUUUUGGGAAAUCUGACUUCACUGCGCUAUUUCGAUGUCUCAGAAAACAAUUUAACUGGGAGACUGCCGGAUAAGUUGGCCGGAUUGCAUCUGAUCUCGCUCGGGCUCAAUGAUAACUUCUUUAAUGGGAAGAUUCCGGCGGUUCUCGCCCUGAACCCCAAUCUUGUUGAGCUGAAGCUUUUCAAUAAUAGCUUCUCCGGCGAACUCCCUGCAGCGCUCGGUCUGUACUCUGAUAUCGAGCACUUCGACGUAUCCACGAAUCGGCUCAUCGGAAAGCUACCCCCCGAUUUAUGUGCCAGGCGAGCACUGCAAAGGCUUGUUGCCUUCGAUAACUAUUUAUCCGGCGAGCUUCCGUCGAGCCUCGGUGAAUGUAAGAGCCUCUUUUAUGUCCGAAUUCAAAACAAUGACUUCUCGGGAAGGAUUUCGGAUAGUUUCUGGAGCCUUCCCAAAAUCUACCUAAUCGAACUUCGCGGCAACAGAUUCAAUGGAUCUCUGCCGCCUGUGCUCUUCACCUUGCGGAACCUUACUCAACUCAUAAUCGCAGAAAAUGAUUUCUCCGGUACGAUUCCAUCGGCGAUCUGCCAGUUAUCAGAGCUUACGGUAAUUGAUGCCAGUGAAAAUCAACUCUCCGGUGAUCUACCUCUGUGCAUUGCAGGCCUCUCAAAGCUUCAGCAGCUUAAUCUGCAGAGCAACAUGCUCUCCGGCCGCAUUCCGGCCGGCUCAUGGCCGGCCCUCGUCGAGCUCAACCUGUCAAGAAACCAGUUCUCUGGUGAAAUCCCGAACAGCAUCGGAAAACUCGUCGUACUCACCUACCUGGAUCUCUCUGGAAACAGACUGUCAGGUGGGAUCCCCCCGGAGCUUGCUGUGCUCAAACUAAACGCCCUAAAUCUCUCCGGAAAUAAUCUCACCGGAGAAAUCCCGGCCGAUCUAUAUACUCAGGCGUCAAUUGGGGCUUUCUCAGAUAAUCCCGGGCUCUGCAGCGCUGUAAGUACCGAGCAGUUCCCUCGCUGCACAUCUCUGGCCGGGAUAGCCAUAAGCCGUUCCGCCCGUGCUUCUUGCUUUAUAGCUGCAGCUGUUAUUCUCAGCGCCGCCGCGCUUCUUGUUGCCUCGUUGUUGCUCCGCCGUCGUCGCCAUCACCGCCGGCAAGAGUGGAAGGAGGGCGGGAAUUUGGGUAAGACAACAUCGACGUGGAAGUUAACAUCGUUUCAGCGCGUGGGAUUUAACGAAUCGGAGAUUUUUGACCAUUUAACUGAACGGAAUUUAGUGGGUUCGGGACGGUCGGGUCGGGUCUACAAAGUUGGGCUGAAAACGGGCCAGGUUGUGGCUGUGAAACGUCUAUGGACCGGGCGGCGUGGGCCAGGUAGGGCAGUUGAAGACCUAGAAUUUCGGGCGGAAGUGGAAACAUUGGGGAGUGUGCGGCACGCAAAUAUCGUGAAGCUUCUAUUCUACUGCUCCGCGGAGGAAUGUAAGUUACUCGUGUACGAUUAUAUGGAAAACGGGAGUCUUGCCGAAGCGUUGCAUGGGGGAAAGAUAGGCGGUGAACCGUUGGAUUGGGAACGGAGGGCUAGGAUUGCACUAGGCGCGGCUCAGGGUUUGGCGUACCUGCACCACGAUUGUGUGCCGGCGAUCGUGCACCGCGACGUGAAGCCGAGCAAUAUACUGCUUGAUGCCGACUUUACCGCGCACGUGGGAGAUUUCGGACUCGCUCGGUUUUUGGGCUUGAACACGUGCAGCGGUGACUCGCUAAGCCAGCAAUUCAUGUCCCAUGUGGCGGGUUCUUGUGGAUACAUCGCUCCAGAGUAUGCAUACACGCUGAAGGUGAAGGAGAAAUCAGACGUAUACAGCUUCGGCGUUGUGUUGCUGGAGCUGGUAACAGGAAAGAAGGCUAUUGAUCCUUCUUUCGGGGAGAACGAAGAUAUAGUGAAGUGGGUUACAAGCUCCAUUGCUGCUCAUUCGACCAAGGAAGAUUUGAGGUUUCUAAUGGACUAUAGGCUGCAGCCAUGCUCGGCGAGCCAGUACAAGGAGAUGGUGAGGGUUUUGCAUGUAGGGAUACUCUGCACCUCCGCCUUCCCCAUGAACAGGCCUUCCAUGAGAAGAGUUGUGGACCUGCUUAGAGAUCACAGGGAUGUCAGCUUCUUGCUCUCUGCUUAUCAGAAACAGUGAUCGAACUUCUUGUUUUAUAUCUCGCUAUUUUCUUUUUCUUGUUGCGUGGAUUAAUGAAGGUCCUAUUUUUAAACAGAAAUUUUGUACUUUUUAAAUGCUGCAGUACUGAAAUCAAAUUCAUGUAA
This is a messenger RNA of Dendrobium catenatum, 7755 nucleotides long. RefSeq names its product LRR receptor-like serine/threonine-protein kinase HSL2. The transcript is spliced from 2 exons. The coding region runs from base 4646 to 7630 and encodes 994 amino acids. NCBI's taxonomy places the organism in Eukaryota, Viridiplantae, Streptophyta, Magnoliopsida, Asparagales, Orchidaceae. Gene Ontology annotation, biological process: protein phosphorylation; hormone-mediated signaling pathway. Gene Ontology annotation, molecular function: protein binding; protein kinase activity; ATP binding. Gene Ontology annotation, cellular component: plasma membrane. The record is from RefSeq and is a predicted model, not a curated record.